ACGAGCACUCUCAAGUCAUGUCGCGUUGAAUCUAAAAUAAGAAAAUAGUUCAGAAGAUUGUGGGAAACAAAGCACUAAUACUAGUAUUUUUUUCUCCUUCAGACAAUGACUAAUUAAUCAACACACAUUCAUAGCGUAUAUUAUAAGCAUCAUGGAAAUUGUUGCGAAAUGAACUGGUAUUUUUAGUGAACAACAAAAACUAAUUAGUGAAAAGUGCAACUUAGUCACUAAACAAAUGAACAUGAAUCGCUAUAUUACUCUUCAUCAGUUAGGAGAUGGCACGUAUGGGUCGGUGGUUUUGGGACAAAGAAAGGAUACGGGAGAGAAGGUGGCGAUCAAAAGGAUGAAAAGGAAAUACUACUCCUGGGAUGAGGCCAUGAAUUUAAGAGAGGUCAAGUCUCUAAAAAAACUACACCAUUCCAAUGUUGUCAAACUCAAAGAAGUGAUAAGAGAAAAUGACGUCUUGUACUUUGUUUUUGAGUACAUGCAAGAAAAUUUGUACCAGUUGAUCAAAGAUCGCCGAGUGCCUUUACCAGAAGCAACAGUGAGGAACAUGCUUUAUCAAAUUCUACAAGGCCUAGCCUUCAUUCACAGGCAUGGCUUCUUUCACCGCGACUUAAAACCCGAAAACAUCCUUUGCUCAGGCCCCGACUUGAUCAAAAUCGCCGAUUUUGGUUUAGUCCGGGAAAUCCGCUCCCGUCCUCCUUACACUGACUACGUUUCAACCCGAUGGUACCGCGCCCCUGAAGUGCUCCUCCAUUCCACGACCUACAGCAGCCCCAUUGACCUCUGGGCCGUCGGAUGCAUAGCAGCCGAAAUAUACACCUUCCGACCGUUAUUUCCCGGGACCACAGAAACAGACCAAUUGUACAAAAUAUGUGCCAUUCUUGGAACUCCUGACAGGAAACAAUGGCCGGAGUGUUACCAACUAGCCGGCGCUGUGGGGUUCAAGUUCCCGUAUUUCACCAAAACACCACUUGGGGAUGUGGUGCCCCAAGCAAAUGCGGCAGCGAUUGAUCUAAUGGACAGCUUCUUGAGCUGGAAUCCUGCCCACAGACCGACUGCUCAAUCCGCGCUCAAACACCAGUACUUUCAGGUGGGCCAACAGUACAACGUCAUACACUCUGGAGUUCGUCAAAACCAAGCCAAUCAAAUGCAAACGCAACCCGUUGUGAUAAAAAAUGAACAAAUGUUUCCGUCCAAGCCAAGUGCACGGACUACUCGAAACCAGUACAAUCAGCAAAUGAUGGCGCCUCCGCUUCAGCCGUCUGUGCAAAUCAACAUUCAAUCGUUGAUCAAACCAAUGCAGGAGAAGCCGCAAAAUCCGCCCAUUGUUUACAGUUUCGGGCAGUCUGACUUUGCGAAUAAGUUUUUUCCUGGGAAUAAUAAAGCAAAUACGAAUAACAAUAAUAAGAAAAUAUCGUGGGGGUUGGAUGAUACAAUAGAUUACAAAGAGGACGAUUUUGCGGAUAUUUUAGGAAGUAAAAUUAAAACUCACGCUACGGAUAAAUCAAAGGAAAACAAAAUUAACUUGAGCCAAUACAAUCUCCAAGAUAUCCUGGAACCCCUAGCUAAGGCAAGCGCAGGGACUGCAAGGAGUCAAUAUUUGAGUGUUUCGAGGUAUGUAGCUGGACAACCCUCUGGUGUUCGGAGAGACUCAAAUAUCAGUCUUAUGUCUUCAUUUUCCACAUCUAGGAAGGAUAGUGGAUUGUAUAGCAACAAACCUAGUAAAGUAGAGCUACCAUCAAUUUGGAAUGAUCCUUUAACCAGUCUAACUUCUUCAAAACAGAGACCUAUUGAAAAUGUUAAUAAUAUAGCGGCCGAUUGGCUCAAUAAAUAGCUCAAACGUGUGACUUGGCUAGAUCUAGACGGUUCGAGACAAAAUCUUAGAAUUAAAAUGUUAUAAGUGAUUGGAAAAAAUCAAAAGUACGCAAAAUUGCAUGUAGCAUUGCUGAACAAACUUAUUAAUAUUCUUCAAAUUGUAUUUCAUAUUUUUUGGAAUGUUUCAUUUAAAAUGUUAAAAUAAAAUACUUAUUUAAUAUUUCUUGUUAAUUGUUAAUUUUAUUAAUAAUAUUAGGCUACAUAAAAAUAGCUAAUAAAAAUACAGACAAUACUUUACAAGUCAAAAAAGAGGAAAGGAUUUUAAGCUUAUCAUAAUAGUUAUGUAGCAAUCUGAGGUAAACUUCGAGGGUAUAUGGGACGCUAAUGUGACCAAGGUGAUCAAGACUUCUCUUUUAAGUGCUUUAAAGAAUCUUACAAUUCAAAUUCUGACUUUGGCGCCUUUGGUAGUAAAUGAAAUGGCUACACAGUAGGAAAUUUGAAAAUAGCAAUAAAUCUAUUCUACAGAGUGCGUUUUAUCGCCUCUUUUUUUGUUUAUAAAAGAGUUACAGCAGAAUUCGAGAAACAGGCCGUGUUAUUGGCUUUCUAAAUUAAAAAAAUUUUUUAAGUUUUAUGCGCCAUCUGUCGGCAGGAAGGUCUUAUGUACCGACAGUAACAGUAACCUUCAACGACAUUUGAAAUAACCAUUUUGAAACUGUCAAAACAGUUUUAAAAGUGUUUGUAUUAUUUGGAAUGGAAGGGCGAAGAAAAAGAAGCUCUUUGUUUGGAAACAAACAUAAAGAACAGCAAGCUGGCUGUAUAUUAAAUGUGAUUGAGGAUCUUAUGGAACAACAGAAGCGAUUGGAAGAAGUAAUUUCCAAUAAGCGGCUGCCACCUACAGAACAUAAGUGUGACCUAGCGAGUGUAUUAAAGAAAAAAGGAGUGACUUUCGCAGAUGUUGACAAUUACGCAAGUAUAGCAAUGAGUUUUCGAAACAAGCACGCAAUUUUUAUGGAAAAUGACAAAUUCAUGUUGGACGAAAUUAAACAAUUAAAUGCCGAGUUCAUUAAACGAUUACAAAAAUGUAUUUGACUAAACAAUUUAUUUCUUAUUAAAAAUUACACUUGA
Molecule: messenger RNA, 2946 nt
Organism: Tribolium castaneum (red flour beetle)
Lineage: Eukaryota; Metazoa; Arthropoda; Insecta; Coleoptera; Tenebrionidae
Exons: 10
Coding region: 236-1840 (534 amino acids)
Biological process (GO): protein phosphorylation; intraciliary transport; cilium assembly
Cellular component (GO): cytoplasm; nucleus; cilium
Molecular function (GO): ATP binding; protein serine/threonine kinase activity
Source: RefSeq, a predicted model, not a curated record